Molecule: messenger RNA, 4328 nt
Organism: Megalopta genalis
Lineage: Eukaryota; Metazoa; Arthropoda; Insecta; Hymenoptera; Halictidae
Product: very long chain fatty acid elongase 4
Biological process (GO): very long-chain fatty acid biosynthetic process; sphingolipid biosynthetic process; fatty acid elongation, saturated fatty acid
Cellular component (GO): endoplasmic reticulum membrane
Molecular function (GO): fatty acid elongase activity
Source: RefSeq, a predicted model, not a curated record
AGCGGGCGCGAAGCGCUGCCACUUUGCUCAUCGACCUCGACGUAUCGCGAUCCGCGACACCUUCCCCCGAGUGAGACCGAACACCUGGGAGGAUCCAGGUGUCACCUCCGCCAGUGUCUCGUCCGUCUGAUCACCUCCGGCUUAGAUAGAGUACGGGUCAUGUUCCUCUGAGGUGCCACGCCGGCUAUACCACCGCACGAGUUUCGAUAAGUUAAGCCAGGUGUUCAGGACGUCGACUCCGCUCGGCGAGAGUCGUUUCUUCCACGCCUGUUGCCGUCCACGGGAAUCACAUUCGCACUUCCGGAGAACGCUGACCUAUCUGGGUCCUCAAGGCAAUGGCGAACAUAUUCAAUUCCACGGCGACGUUAAUAAAUGACGCCUACAAUUACUACCUCUGGACCCUGUCCCUCGCUGACGAACGAACGAGAGGAUGGCUGCUGGUCGAUUCGCCGAAGCCUACUUUGAUCUACACGAUGUUGUAUCUGCUGAUAGUGUGGGCCGGGCCAAAGAUCAUGAGAAAUCGGAAAGCGUUCAAGCUGACCUGGGCCCUCGUACCCUAUAAUCUCUCGAUGGCCUGUCUGAACGCGUACAUCGCCAUUCAGUUGUUUGUAGCAUCCACCAGGUUAAGUUACAGUUACGUCUGCCAGCCGAUCAGACAGGUGACGCGUCCAGACGAAGUACAGAUCGCUCACGCAGUUUGGUGGUACUACUUCAGCAAACUCCUCGAGUUUUGUGAUACGUUCUUCUUCAUCCUCCGGAAGAAGAACAAUCAACUAAGCUUCCUCCAUGUUUACCAUCACUCCACUAUGUUCUCGUUAUGGUGGAUCGGCAUCAAAUGGGUCCCAAGCGGAUCAACUUUCCUGCCAGCAAUGGUGAAUAGCUUCAUCCACGUGCUCAUGUACUCGUACUACGGGCUGGCCGCGUUCGGACCAACCGUCGCUAAAUACCUCUGGUGGAAGAAAUACCUGACGAUCCUUCAGCUGAUACAGUUCACCACUGCCCUGAUCCUCGGGAUCAACGGCAUUCGAUCAGGAUGCGAUUUCCCGCUUUGGAUGCAGUACGCCCUCGUAAUCUACAUGAUCUCGUUCAUCGCCCUUUUCGGAAACUUCUACGCCAAAGCAUACAUCGCGAAGGGCAAGCAAGCGUACGCGGAACGACAGCUCGAGAAGAUGAAGGCAGCAAGCGUGCUGAUGAAAAUGGAUCUGACAGAGGGCAUGAAAUGCAACGGGAUCAUCGCGAACGGACACACGAACGGUGUGUCGAAAAAGACUCAAUAGAAAUCGUAUUUGCUACAAUGUUAGCGCGUCGUCGUCGGAGCUCGUAUUUUCCGAGCGGUCGCGACGAUGAAGAGCAUAGAAUAAAAAAGAAACAGACGGAGAUCCUUGAAGAGAAUCGCCUCAGCUAACAUCAAACAACCGGAAAUCCACGUUCGGCCAGGAUAUUGUAGUGCUUGGAUGUUCACGGUGCACUCCGUGGCCCCACGAUCGCAUACGAACCCGCAUAAAUCCCCACACCAUGAGUUCGAUGUCGUCUGCGAACCGAUGCAACGCGAUUGUAAACUUAACCGGCCUGCGAUUUUCAAUUUUCGUUUCACACAUGGGACCGAGGAGCUGAGAGAGCUCGAAUCGCUGGCCCAGCAUAUUGUAAAUACAAAUUAUAGUCAAAUAUACACGGUGUUCAGGGAAGUCCUCGGCCGCUGAUUGCCAUCUCGGUCAACGAGUAGAAUUUAUUGCUUUACGUCAUAGAUUCACGGGAUACAAAAAGCGAAACUCCGCGUUGUUCGAUAACCGGUUUCCGGUGCGCAUGCGUCAACAAUGAAUACAGAUCCAAAAUAAUUUAUUCGAAUGCACGUGCGUUACAUACAUACGUACACGUGCGCGCGUGCGUACGCAGGAUCGAAACUUACCAGUUUAGCUGGAACCAUUUAAACCGAACGGUUUUCUAACGUUUCGAAUUUCUGAAAUGAAGUGUCCGUUCAGCCUCCUUUUCCAGAAUGCCAGUCUAAAGAAUCGAGAAAUCUACUUGAAGAAGUUGUAACAUUGUUCGUAAGUAGAUCUAAGUCUUAGACCUUAAGAUCUCGGGGGCAAAGGUAUCGAAGGUUCUGGCAGGACUUUCGAUUCUGGUAUUCCGUGGCUUCGCUAAUACGUUUUCUUGCGUGACUUCCGGCUUCACAGCACCGGAACGUUUGAAUCGGAAGUUCAGUUAUUGACGUUGUCACGUUACGACCACUGCCGGAGAAUUAUAAGGUGCUGCAACAAAAUUGAAUCGAAAACAAAAGUCGCGUUAAUCCCAUUGGCGUUCGAGAGGUUAACAAACACUCGGUUGAAAUUACGAUUAAGAGGAACGCAUGUAGGGGAACGUGUUAAAAUCAUCGAAACGGAGGUCUAAUUGCUACUUCAUUUAUUCCCCCCAUAACGUCGCGUAAUUAGACACAGCGAGACGUUCGGAAACAGUGACAAUUUAUUUUAUAUUAUUUUCGCACUUAUUGGCCGCCGUUUUGCUGUCGUUUCGUAUUGUGUCGCGAGGGGAAGCGGUGGCCAGAGACGCGACGCUACGGAGGAAAUACUGUAUCGAAAGAACGCGACGCUUUCGCGCAUAGCGAUUUCAAUGGACAGCCAAGGUAGAAUGACUUCCGAAACACCCUGUAUAGAAGUUAUAGUCGUCAAUAGGAGUUACGUGAUCGCCCGUUCGAUCGAAUACGAUAAUGUCGCGUAAGUGUAAGCUUAAAUGUAAGCGAUCUUUUUCGUGGCCGACGGUGAGGAUCUGUCUUGUAAAAAGAUUGUGGCAACGGAUCGUCGAGUCAAAGGCAAUUACAGUGAAGUUCUGCAGGGUGUCCAAUACUACAAACAAACCGUUUUCACAAAUUCAGAGAACUUCGUAAGAGCCUUCUUCUCCGAGGAAAUUUAGGUCUGUUUAUCGUUUAUAUUAAGAGGGAUGCGAUGUUAUUCAAUUCUUUUUCUAUUUAUUUAUUUAUUUAGUCGUCUCUUCGGCGCACGUGAAAGCAAAUAAGAAACGAAAACAAGGCGAUCGGACGUUACCGUGUUCAGUUUUUCUUUAUCUAUACUAUCUCUCGCGGUAAUCUGGUGUAUGCUGGGAACUAAAAGCUGUCGUUGAAAUCUCCGGGGUUCAAAGUUAUAGUGUAAUUCGUGGUUUAAUGAGAAUUCAAAUAUAUCGAGGACAAUGGAAACUAAAUAAUACCGUGGUGUGGUGUGAACGUAUAGUAGAAGUAGAAUUAGCGAGCAAUAGGCAGACGAAUUAAUAAGUUGUUCGAUGAGACGUUUAUGACUCGUGUUUCUCGUGAAAACACUGGACACCCUGCAUGUAGUCGCACAUUGGUCGUCUAGGUAGAAUAUCGUAUCGUUACGUAGAGAUAUGGUUGUUCACGAAAUACGUGGAAGUUUUCCAAAAAAAAUUAUGUAUUUUCGAGCAACAUUAUCAGUUUUCUGCAAAACCGUCGAUUUUAUGCAUAUUUAACCAAUUCUGUGGAAAAUGAUCAAUUUUUUGCAGAACUACCAAACCUUUUUGCAAAUGAUCAAUAUCGUGCAAAAUUAUUCAUAUUGUGCGAUAUUUUAAUCCACGCAAAAAUUCAUUGCUUCGAUCUUUCAUAAAUAAUAUCUUUCGCUCUUCCUCGUUUUAUAUACCAUUUUGUGGAAUUCUCCAAUAAAUACACUGCCCCGAAAUUUUCGGAAAAGAUCGAACGUCAUUAGGACAAUAUUCCUGUGAUCAACUGUACUUCGCGAUCGAUCGUUUUAAAAGAAAGAAGAAUCUCGGAUUCUGACACGUCAAAAACCAUAGAUUAUGGUGUACACGUUUUGUGAACGAAAAACAAUUUGCAUUUUGCAGAUACAUGCCUAACAUUGUAUUUAUAAGGGAGGAUUAUUUAAUAAAUAUUAUUUACUAGGCAUUUGUAGAAAAUAAAAGCAAGAUUCGCUGUUAGUUUACCACGAAAAUUUGUUUAUUUAUAUUAUACGCGACUGUUUUAUAUAUUUCGGAGAAUGUUUCGUUUGUAUUGUAUAGAUUACACGAACGUUUACACGAAGAAACAUUUUUCGACGAUUUUAUACACAUACACGUACACGCACACACACAAUAAAUACACAUUGUGAAUGAAUGGAACAUUUUUUUUUGCGCGUGUUUAUUUAAAUUGUAACAAUUUCUGAGAACGCAGAGACUAAGAAUAACGCACAAACAGAAACGAUACAAUUGUCAAUUUGUAGAAGAACGCAAAAAUUUUUACAUCCGGUUUCGAGCCGAUACACGGCAAUUGUAAAAACUAUGUUAAGUGGAAUUUGUAUAGAGAAUACUUAUUGAUUUUGAUGCUUCUAUUA